CUCUGUAGUGCGCAGGUGGAGACUGGGGAGGGAGAAAUCUCAGUUUGAAGUCUCAGUCUUCCUCAUUUCAACAGACUACAGCAGCGUCCGUCGGACCAUCAGCUCAGUCCCAUCAUACGAUGCAGUUUUGAGAAAUCAUAACACCUACGUGGAUUUAUUGCACUCCAAGUUAUGCAUGUGACCAAAACAAUGACCUGUUGUUAUUUUUGGCACUGUUCUCUGCGCUGAACGACUAAAGAAUCCCUAAAUAUUGGGAGCAUCAUCUCAGGGAACGGACUCUCUGGCGGAGCGCAGGACGGGAUGGGAUCGCAACAGCGCGUUUAGGAAACGGGAAUGGCAAGUUUAAACGUACAUGCACUGCGGAUGCUGGCUAAAAAACACGCGAGGUACGGCUUUAAAUGAAGUUUAAAAAGUAAUAAUCUGCAAUAACUCAAUAAUCGGCUGUGCAUGAACUGCUCCGUCAGUGGCGGACUGUUAGUUCUUCACAUUAAGCAGCGCUGGUUCUUCGGGCACAAUGAAAUCCAUCUUCUACACGCGCUUUUUCAUCCUUCUUCCGUGGAUCUUGAUAGUGAUCAUCGUGAUCGACAUCGAUACGAAGAGGCUGUCUGUGCGGAACACGGCCAGCUUUUAUUUGUCUCGUCUGGGAAAUGUGCAGCAGCAGCAGCGACGGCAGGUCAUCAGGACGACUCGCACCAGCAGCAGCAGCAGCAGCAGCAGCGGGAGGAACGCAACAUCUCUCCCGGUCAUUUAUGCCAUCACUCCUACUUACAGCCGAGCGGUGCAGAAAGCAGAGCUCACCCGCUUGGCAAAUACGUUCCGCCAGGUACCGCAGUUCCACUGGAUCUUAGUGGAGGACUCGAACUCCCACUCGGAGCUGGUUUCUCGGUUUCUCGCCCGCUCUGGGCUGCGAUACACUCACCUGAACGUGUUCACCCCGCGCAGGUUCAAGCGGACAGGGAUGCCCCGAGCGACCGAGCAGAGGAACUUGGCGCUCGGCUGGCUGAGAGGACACCGAUCGUCCAAAGAUAAAGGAGUCGUUUUCUUCGCGGAUGAUGAUAACACUUACAGCCUUGAAUUAUUUGAAGAGAUGCGGUCAACCAGGAGAGUGUCAGUGUGGCCAGUGGGACUCGUUGGAGGACGGAGGUACGAGCGGCCUUUGGUGGAAAAGGGGAAAGUGGUCGGCUGGUACACUGGUUGGAAGGCCGACAGGCCAUUUGCAAUUGACAUGGCUGGCUUUGCAGUGAACCUGCAGGUGAUCCUGUCAAACCCGCGUGCCCUGUUCAAGAGAAGAGGAGCUAAGCCAGGAAUGCAAGAGUCGGAUUUCCUCAAACAAAUCACUAAGGUGGAGGACUUGGAGCCAAAGGCCAAGAACUGUACCCAGGUGCUGGUCUGGCAUACCCGCACUGAGAAGGUCAACCUGGGUAACGAACCAAAGCGGCAACAGGACUCGGUCUAUAUAGAGGUCUAGCGAGCAACACUGCACUAAGACUGUCACAGAACACUGGAUGAAGGCCCGCCAUCAGCAGCACUUUCCAAAUCGAUGGCCACCUUCCUUUGAACUUUAGGAUACUUGCUCUGGUGGAAAAGACACGCCAAGCGGUCUCGGGAUUCUCUACUGACACGCACUGUAUCUGCUGGAGCUUCUCACAGUGGCGUCACACUGGAUUACCUGUAACAUGGUUGAGUAGAAACCAUGGAUAAGGGGUUUUCGAAUGGCAACGUGAAAACUUGAUCCUAUUCCCAAUGCGGUAGUCAACUACCAUUUCAGACUCUGGACACUCAAAGAAUCAGAUCAAUGUCUGUGAAUGCAAGAAAAGGACCAGCUGCUUGAAUAAUGUACAAAGAGGUUGAAGGAUGCUGAAAAGAAUCGCCCUAUCCACAAAAAAAAAGGAAUAGUGGAUGGAAUAAUGGAUGGGCAAACCCUGGAAAUACCGUCUAAAGCGCGAGACACCAUUACAAGGACAGAACUUUUGGAUUACAACUGUCUUUAUUCCAAACGACCCUCUUUAAAAGCAAAAAAAAAAAAAAAAAAA
Molecule: messenger RNA, 2033 nt
Organism: Carassius auratus (goldfish)
Lineage: Eukaryota; Metazoa; Chordata; Actinopteri; Cypriniformes; Cyprinidae
Product: galactosylgalactosylxylosylprotein 3-beta-glucuronosyltransferase 2-like
Exons: 4
Coding region: 515-1468 (317 amino acids)
Biological process (GO): chondroitin sulfate proteoglycan biosynthetic process; carbohydrate metabolic process
Cellular component (GO): Golgi membrane
Molecular function (GO): galactosylgalactosylxylosylprotein 3-beta-glucuronosyltransferase activity
Source: RefSeq, a predicted model, not a curated record